Molecule: messenger RNA, 2848 nt
Organism: Episyrphus balteatus (marmalade hoverfly)
Lineage: Eukaryota; Metazoa; Arthropoda; Insecta; Diptera; Syrphidae
Exons: 11
Coding region: 831-2519 (562 amino acids)
Biological process (GO): regulation of DNA-templated transcription
Molecular function (GO): protein binding
Source: RefSeq, a predicted model, not a curated record
AAAAAAAAAAAAAAAACAAAGAAGAGAGUUAGACGAUGGUUAGUUGACCAUCUAAUUAAUUCUUUUUGACUAUUGUGAGAUUAUUGAAAAUUAAAAAAAAAAAAAUAUUGCACACAAUAUGAAUGUGAUCGCGUAUUGCAGCAGCUAAAAUUAUUAUCCAUGACAGUCUUCAGUUAAAAUUCAAUUAAUAUUCAUUGGCUAUAGUGAUCUUGUAAUUUAAAUAUUUAGACGUCGUGAUUUUAUUCGUUUGUCGUUCCGUUCCGCAAUAAAUCGAUUUUUCUUUAAUUUUUUAUUUUUAAUAUCUUGUGCACGUUGUAAAAUUGUUGUUGUGAAAGUAACAAAAAAUUAUUAUAUUAUUUAUAAUUAUAUUUGUGUAGCAAACACACACAGUUGCAAGCAGUUAAAAAUACAAAAAAAAAAAAAUAAACAACGAAUAGAAAGCGUUUAACCAUCAUCAUCGUCGUCCAGCAAAGAAAAAGCGAAGAAGUAAAAAAAAAAUAACACAAAAAAGUGAAAUUAUAAAAAGAUUGCAAAAGAAAAUAUAUACAAACAAAAAUUCAAUUCGAUUCGUUAAUAAAAUAUUAAACAAAAAAAAAAACAUAAAAAAUUUUAUGUACUCUCCACUGCCAUCACUAUCAUCAUCGUUUUAAACUAAUUUUUAUUAUUUUGAUAAUUCGCAUUCGCUAAGUGGUUGUAUAAAUUUGUUGACUUUUAACAUUUGAGAAGACAACGGGAUCCCCCUCCCCUAACAGCAGGAUAUCCUUUAAACGUAUAAAAAAUAUAAAAUUUUGGGAAUAAGACCACAAAAAUUCUGAGUUAAAUAAAUAAAAAUGGUAUCGCGACGAAAAAUUUUAUCCCGGUCUAGAGAUGAUCUAAAUUUGGAUCAGACUUUUAGUCAACAAGAAGAAGAAGAGGAUGUUUGGUAUCAAAAGGAUAAAUUAUAUAAGGAACACAUACAAGAGGUUCUAGAUAAAUGGACCCAAAUCGACGAUGAAAUUUGGGCUAAAGUCAUUGUCUUUGAACGGAAUCGUCGCGUAGCCAAAGCAUAUGCACGCGCCCCAGUUUUAACUAUUAACGGUUCAGACGAUGGAUUUGAUGGAAUGCGAAUCGGUUUGUGUGGAUUUGACAAUCCAAUGAGAGAUCCAAAGACAGACGAAUUUAAACGGCAUAUAGGACAGGGCGUCAAAAUAAAAAUGGACGACGCAGGUAACAUAUUAAUUCGCCGUUAUGCCAAAAGUAAUGUCUACAUCAAAAGCACUGCCAGCAAUUCCAACGAAGAGACAUCAAUUGGUGCCGAUAUACUCAAACUGCCAAAUCAAGCUCUAGAAAGUGAAAAAAUAGUCAAGUUAUUCGACAUGAAGAAGUUUCAAUCGAAUGUUAAUCGUGAACUGAGGCGAGCCUAUCCAGAUCGUCGAAGAUUGGAGACACAGUGCCUGUCGGCAGUGGCCUUUGUUAAGUCUGAAAGUGACAUCUUGGAUUGCCCCGUUUGGGUACUCAUUGUUAAUGUAGUUGCAAUGGACAUGUUAAAGAGCAAAUUACCACCAGUGCAACGACCAGUGGUUGACAUCAAGAAUCGCCCAAGAAUACCAAUUCCCGAUGAAGAUCCAUAUAGUGUAGCUGGCAAUGGUAGUGGCGGCAGUGGUGGCAGUGGCGGUAGUUCGGGCAGUUCUGGCUUUGGUGCUAACAAUGGGACACCAGCUGGACAUGUGGCCGCAACCAGAGAGCAAUUGUUACUGCAAACACAACAAUUGGCGCAUAAACGCAGUGAGAAACCGCCAAAAUUACCACCAAGAGAUAAUAUCUAUUCCCAUGACAUACCCAAGCCGGACUACGAUGACAUUGAAGAGAGCAGAAUCAAAUUGUCCCGAGGUAAAUCGGAUAAAGGAAAAGACAACAAGAAAUAUGAUGAUCCCUAUUACUGCGGUCUACGUGCACGUGUUCCAAACUUUGGCAAAGCCCCCAAAUCAUCCAAGGAAAUUAAGGAACCUCUUGUCAACAAUAACACCAAUACCCUCAACAAUAAUAUCAUCAAUACAAAUCACAGCAAUAUGAAUACUUUAUCACAAAAGAAAACCUCAAUGGUUCACAUGCCACUAGCUCCACUUCAUCCCUACAUGCAUCAUCAACAAAUGUUGGCCGCAGCUGCUGCGGCGCAUCACGCUCAUCAUGCCGCUCCCCAACCAACGCCACACAAUGCAGCUGCUGCUGCCGCUCAUCAUCACCAGCAAAUGAUGUGGCAGGCUAGAAGUUUCGAGAGCGGAAUAGUUGUUCCGCUCUUUCAUUCCCAGAAUAAUAAAGGUGUUCCAGUACUCCCUAUAAAUUCCCAUGGUUUGGUUAAUGUUAUGCAGCCCCCGUACCAACAGAAGUCACCUCGUCCGUUAUUACUAUUACAACAUUCACGUUCGGAUAAUACAUUGAAGAAAUCAAAGAAUGUUAAUACAAUACCGAAGAUUGAAAAAUUCACUCCACCAAUUGUCAAUCGGGUGAAAAACUAUUUAUCAAAGAUUCAGACAUCGUAGAGUCACCUUAUAAUCACAUAUACGGCCGCUUGCCACUGCCAACUCGAGGCUAUGUUCCGACACCUCGAACCAUGUACAUCGGUGAGUGGGAUUGAAAAAUGUCUAUCUCCUAGGAAUUUAGAAAGCGAAUAAGCGAUAGAGAAACAACAAAAUAACCAACCAAGCCAUCACCAAGAAAUCUUCAAAAAUAUAAAAAAAAAAUCAACAGAAAUAUUGAAAUUUUAAAUGAAAUUAAAAUAAGAAAAUGAAAAAUACACUGAUAAAUACUUUUUGUUUGAUAAAAAAAUGUUUUUUUGAUUUUUUCGAAAUUUUAAUUCUAAUAGCAAUUU